Messenger RNA from Pyrus x bretschneideri (Chinese white pear), 793 nucleotides. Its product is annotated as glycine-rich cell wall structural protein 1.0-like. The record is from RefSeq and is a predicted model, not a curated record. The transcript has a single exon. NCBI's taxonomy places the organism in Eukaryota, Viridiplantae, Streptophyta, Magnoliopsida, Rosales, Rosaceae. The coding region runs from base 180 to 644 and encodes 154 amino acids.
UCUACGUCAUCACUGUCCUCCAACACCCUCCCAAUUAAUGCCCUUCUUUUGGUAACCUUCCCCACCACGGCACCACCACAAUCCCUCCACUUUUAUAUAUUCCCCCUAUCCCCUAAUAAUCCCUUCUCUUCUCUAUCUCAUCACUCUCUCCAUAAGUGCUUUUUCAAAAAACCAGCAAAAUGAUCCCAGCAACAAGUCUUUUCCUAGCCAUUUUGCUCCUCACUGCUUCACUUGGCAUCGCAGCCCGACCGGGAUCCGAUGGAGCCUUCUCAGCUGAGCUCAAGAACUCAAAGGACAAAGGUGGUGCUGCUAAUGGUGGUGGCGGCGGGGGUGGCAACAGUGGUGGCAUAGGGGGGUUUUUCCCGCCCGGGUUUGACAUACCCGGGUUCGGAAAGGGUUUUGGAAGCGGUGUAGGUGGCGGGUAUGGAGGCGGUUAUGGGGGUCCGAAUGGAGGGUACUCCAAGGGUGGAACUGUGAGGACUUCUCUUGUGUGUAAAGAAAAGGGUCCGUGCUACAAGAAGAAGCUGACGUGCCCUGCUAAGUGCUUCACAUCCUACAGCCGGUCAGGGAAGGGUUAUGGCGGCGGCGGCGGCGGCGGUGGGUGCACUAUCGACUGCCAGAAGAAGUGUACUGCUUACUGCUAGAGGAAUAGGCUGCUCCUUCUGUUAUGGUACUGCAGCCGGUAGCCGGUAAUAGUUACUAUAAUUAGUAUGUUUAUGCAUGUGAUGUGAUGUGAUGUGAGCCUUCUAAUUAGACCCCAUAUAUAUACAUAUAUAUAUAUAUAUUUAUAUUU